GGGAUGAAGUGUUCAUGUUGGUGGCCCACCUCUUCUUUGCUGAUACAAAUUCAGUAAUUAGAAGUAGAAGAGAUGGCAGCAUAUUGGUCUGGGCCUCUCCUAGUCCUGGGGUUGUUGAUCCUGCAAAGCCCGUCAUGGGCAGUGCAGGGGGACGAUGCGCCUCCUCCAGUCUUCUUCUUUGGAGACUCAAUCUUGGACGUCGGUAACAACAACUACCUUGAUACGCAGGCCAAGGUCAAUGUGACCCCUUAUGGUAUUGACUUCCCUGGUGGGAGGCCUACUGGAAGGUUUACUAAUGGCCUCAACAUUGCAGACUUCUUAGCUAUGGAGGUGGGAUUGAAGAGGAGCCCACCAGCUUUUCUCUCCCUCGUAGGCCGAGACUUCCACAAGCGUGUCUUCCAAGGUGUCAAUUUCGCUUCAGGAGGAUCGGGCAUUCUUGAAAAGACCGGCAGCAUCUUUGGACAAAAUCUACCGUUGAGCUUACAGAUCUUCCAGUUCACCACAGUCUACAACAACUGCACCAUCAGAGUAGGUGAAGCUCAGGCCCAAGCAAUGUUGGCCAACUCUCUCUUCUUCAUAAGCACCGGAAGCAAUGACAUCAUGCAAAACUUUAAUCCCUCAAAUCCCCCGACCUCAGACCAAAAGGACGAGUUGGUCGCGACUCUUGCCUCAACCUACAAGGCACACUUACAGGAACUUUAUAACAUCGGUGCGAGGAAGUUUGCGAUAUUGGGUCUGUCAAAGAUUGGGUGUAUCCCGUCGCAGAGGUGGCAGAACGAGACUGGAGGCUGCAUGGAGGAACUAAAUGAUGUGGCCCUAAGGUUCGACAAUGUCAUGGAAAAUGUAAUGUGUCAGCUUUCCUCAGAGUUGAGUGGAAUGAAGUACUCGUUUUAUGUUGGGUUUGACGUGUUCCUUGAUGGGUUCGCUGAAAUGGAGAUUGCUUGCUGCGGAUCAGGCAAAUUCAAUGGCGAGGCCCCUUGCUCUCCAAAAGCCAGUAGUUUAUGUGCCGAGCGCAGAGACUAUUAUUAUUGGGAUGCCUACCACCCAACGCAGACAACAGCAAGAAUGGUGGUGGACGUCAUGUACAAUGGCUCCCCACAGUACGUUGUUCCCAUCAACUUCAAGCAAUUAUGGAUGUCUUAGAGAGUGAGAGAGUCAUGAAGAAUGCAUUGUUUUGGUAUGAGUUCUGGUCUUUCAAAUUAGUUUUUAGUCCCUUUUUUCUUCAUUCUUUUCCAUUCUUUUGUGGAUGGAGUCCAACAUGCUUGUCAAAGGAACUGGCCUUUUGUUGGCCAUGAUCGCCCUUUUUAUUGUUUCCUCCCUUUGUGAAUGAAUGGUCAAUUGGUUUCCUUUUUCUUUU
Molecule: messenger RNA, 1357 nt
Organism: Amborella trichopoda
Lineage: Eukaryota; Viridiplantae; Streptophyta; Magnoliopsida; Amborellales; Amborellaceae
Product: GDSL esterase/lipase At1g71691
Molecular function (GO): hydrolase activity, acting on ester bonds
Source: RefSeq, a predicted model, not a curated record